GCAUUUUUCAGAGAUUUAAAUCACUGUUUUAUCCAGUCUGUAUUAAACCGUAUAUGUUGUCAGGGGUCGCUAGCUUUAAGGACUCGGUUGGGAUGGAUGUCAACGCUGGGUUUGGGGCAUUUUAUGUCAUUUUCUUGCAUUGUAUCCGGAUCCAACUGCUCAUAAACUGGAGGCGUCCAAACAGACAGAUGUGGCGCUGGAUGUGUUUUACUGACGUUAAUAGUCCAACGGCGCCUACUGUCUGCACUUUAGUCCAGAUUUUAAGCUUAAACGCUGAACAGUACGAGAUUUGGCUUCCCGGGACAAGUGUGGUAUUGAUAACACUAGCUGCUACUACUGAAUACCAGCAUCCACGUCCUAAGUUUCCAAAGUCCUCACUGGGUUUUGUAAUAAGUCUGGUGUCCUCUCAGUGUAAUGCCCGCAUUGGCUUGGCAUCAGGAAGGGAUGCGUUUCUUCUGCUGGAGGACAUGGAUUCGGUUCCUGCGUUCAUCCAGAGAAAGACCACUCUCACAUACGACACACUUCGCUUUGGGGAGUUUGAGGAUUUCCCAGAGACGCCGGAGCCUGUCUGGAUCCUGGGGAAACAGUUCAAUGCACUAAAGGAGAAGGAUGAGAUUUUAUCUGACAUUACCUCACGGAUGUGGUUCACCUACAGAAAGAACUUCCAGCCAAUUGGAGGGACAGGACCCACGUCUGACACUGGCUGGGGUUGUAUGCUGCGAUGUGGGCAGAUGAUCCUUGCAGAGGCCUUGAUCCGUAGACACUUAGGCCGAGACUGGAGAUGGGUAAGAGGUCAGCGCCAGAGAGAGGAGUACAUCAGCAUCCUCAAUGCCUUCAUAGACAAGAAGGAUAGCUACUAUUCCAUCCACCAGAUAGCUCAGAUGGGGGUGGGAGAAGGCAAGUCCAUAGGCCAGUGGUAUGGCCCUAAUACAGUGGCACAGGUACUCAAGAAACUGGCAGUGUUUGAUAAAUGGAGCCGACUGGCAGUUCACGUGGCAAUGGACAAUACUGUGGUCAUCGAGGAAAUCAAGAGGUUGUGUAUGCCAUGGUUGGACUUCGAGAGGGGUGCAUGUGCAGAGCCAGAGGGACCCCUGGAGAUAAAUGGUUGUCUGGAGGGGGCUUGUGCACUGGCCGAGGAGGCUCUCUGGAAACCACUAGUUCUGCUAAUCCCCCUGCGACUAGGCCUCAGCGACAUCAACGAGGCCUACAUAGAAACUCUAAAGCAAUGCUUUAUGAUGCCUCAGUCUUUAGGAGUAAUCGGUGGGAAGCCUAACAGCGCACACUACUUUAUAGGCUUUGUUGGUGAGGAGCUGAUCUACCUGGACCCUCACACGACUCAGCCGGCUGUAGAGUUGUGCGAAAGUGGCCAGAUUCAGGACGACUCUUAUCAUUGCCAGCACCCACCCUGCCGCAUGCACAUUUGUGAGCUCGACCCAUCCAUAGCUGCUGGUUUCUUCUGCCAAACAGAGGACGACUUUGAUGACUGGUGUGCACAUAUUCGAAAAUUAUCAACCUGUAGAGGUGGUCUUCCCAUGUUUGAGCUAGUAGACAGUCAGCCAUCCCAUCUAAUCAACACUGAAGUCCUUAAUCUCACACCAGAUUUCUCAGACUCGGACCGACUCGAGCGGUUUUUUGACUCUGAAGACGAAGAAUUUGAGAUCCUGUCUUUGUGAAGACGAGGAGUGAUUGUUCAACUGACAGCUCAGUGCUAGACUCCCCUCAGUGGAGGUAAAGGGGUCCGAGAGGAGUAGUACCACUGACACAAGGCCUGCCUGGCAUUUGGUGGCAUAGUCACCUGCGUCAAACACAGCUUUCCGCUCUACAGCUAUACUGACUACUCUCUGCGUCAUCCUGAGUAAACCCUGAGGUCAGAGGUUAUCGUCACAGACUUUCAGGAUUACCUCAGUAUGUCCAUAUUCACAUUAAUGUGUAUCCAUUUUGAGUCUUAACACUUUUGUUAUUUUCAAGUGAUAUGGUGCCUUUUACCCUCCAACCCUAAUGCAGAUUUGCCAUAACUCACUUUUGGUGGUCGUCUGGAGCAUGGCUGAUCAAUUUUGAUUUAGAGUGCGCUCUUGACCAAUACUGCUAAUAUUUGACGUCUGUAGCAACUUGUGAACUGAAGUCAAGAUGGAAGGGUUACAGACCAAGUAGGUUAGCUUGUGUAUUACAGUAUGUUUAUUCUCCAUGUUUAAAAUAUCUGUACACAGGUUUAUUUUAAGAUUAUUUAUUUACUCAACUGUACAUUUUAAAAUAAAAACAAAGGAAUACAAAAA
Molecule: messenger RNA, 2273 nt
Organism: Pygocentrus nattereri (red-bellied piranha)
Lineage: Eukaryota; Metazoa; Chordata; Actinopteri; Characiformes; Serrasalmidae
Gene: atg4b
Product: autophagy related 4B, cysteine peptidase
Exons: 13
Coding region: 54-1673 (539 amino acids)
Molecular function (GO): protein-phosphatidylethanolamide deconjugating activity
Source: RefSeq, a predicted model, not a curated record